CUUGCGCUUCCUUUCCGGGCUUAAUAUUUUAUUAUUAUUUUUUUCUCAACUGGAUCAUUCUCGACUUCAUGAAUCUCAAUUUGCAUUUGUAUCUUCCGUAUACUCGAUGAUCAAGUUUAUAGCUUUAUUGAGUUGCCAUCUGGGUUUUCUCUGUUCUGUUAUCCUUUCCUCAGCCAGCUCUUGCUCUCCCAUUUCUGUGACCACUUCCCUAUCUGACAGUUCUUUUCUCACUUGGAUUGCUUCCAUUUCUCACUUCUUUUCUCAAGCUUCUUCUUCUUUUAAAAAAAAUCCCCUUUGAUUUCCACUAUUCUGUUACUGACUUCUGCCCAUUUGGUUUAACUUUAUAUCACUACCUCUGUUUUGUGGUUUUCUCCCAACCCUCCUAGUUUUUACUUGUUUUUUCCGAAAGCUUGUAUUUGUUUCUACAUUUAUGUGCCAUAUUCGUCUCUCUCUCUCAUUUCGUCUAACACGGUGCUGAUGCUUUAUAGUUGUAAUUAUUUAUUCGUGCAGUUCUUUUCCGGGUUGAUCCAAUGACAGUAAAAUAAGAUAACAUUUAGAUUUAGGAACUUGGUGCUAAAUUCCGCGCAAUGAAUUGUUUCUACUACUUUAAGGACAAAUCCAGAGGCAGGGAACAAAGAUCAGCCCCAGAGUUGAAAGAGCAAAGAAAAUCCGAUUAUUCUGGAGCUGAUAGGGUCAGUAAGUCUUCAUGCUCGGCGUCUUCCCCGCGAGGUAUACCACAACUGUAUGAAGAAAAGGCUCAUGGUUUGCGUGUCUUCUCAUACUCGGAGCUCAGACAAGCAACAAAUGAUUUCAGUAGGCUUCUUAAGAUUGGGGAAGGUGGAUUUGGGAAUGUGUACAAAGGUUCAAUCAAGCCUGCAGAGGGAAAAGGCGAUCCAAUUGUGGUUGCAAUUAAAAAGCUGAAUGAGGAUGGUUUACAGGGCCACAAACAGUGGGUGGCAGAAGUUCAAUUUCUCGGUGUUGUUGAGCACCCUAAUCUCGUCAAACUCAUAGGAUACUGUGCUACUGAUGGGAGAAGAGGAAUCCAGCGAUUACUUGUUUAUGAAUACAUGGCAAAUAAAAGCUUAGAGGACCAUCUUUUCAGUAAGGCACGCGCAGCUCUUUCUUGGAAAACUAGAUUACAGAUAGUCCUGGGAGCAGCUCAAGGACUAGCUUAUCUGCAUGAGGGAUUGGAAGUUCAGGUAAUUUUCCGAGAUUUCAAAACAUCCAAUGUGUUGUUGGAUGAGAAUUUUGAACCAAAGCUUUCAGACUUUGGGCUUGCUAGGGAGGGGCCGAUGGCUGGGCAAAGUCAUGUUUCAACAGCUGUGGUUGGAACAUACGGAUAUGCUGCUCCAGAUUACAUCGAGACUGGUCAUCUGACAACUAAGAGUGAUGUGUGGAGUUUUGGAGUUGUACUAUUUGAGAUUCUUACAGGCAGGAGAUCAUUGGAAAGAAACCGCCCAAGGGCAGAACAGAAACUUUUGGAAUGGGUGAAACAGUUCCCUGCUGAUAGUAAAAAGUUCAGCUUGAUAAUGGACCCUCGACUGGAAAACGUUUAUUCUAGUAGUGCAGCUCGAAAAAUUGCAAAGUUAGCGGACAAUUGUUUAUUGAAAAGUGCUAAAGAUCGGCCAACGAUGAGUCAGAUAGUAGAGAGAUUGAAGCAGAUAAUUGAACAAUCCGAGGAUGGUAACCCUUCUGAGAAAAGUCUCGAGUCCUUUGAAGAUGACCCAGUUGAUUCGGAUAAGAAGAGGAAUCAAAUGGGGGCCUCAGAAUCAUGGAAAAGGCGGAUGACCCAACUGUCAAAACUGGGUGAGCAUGUGGAGGGAGCAAGUAGAAGAAGAUUUAUGAUAAUGCAGAGGGCCCAAGUGCCUUAAUAGCUUUAUUCCCACUCCCAAGAUUCAUUUUUGUCCAAUUUUAGGGUUUCAUGGCUGUUAAUAGCGUGUAAAGUGGUGGACAGAAACACAUCGGAUGAGAUAGAAAGUAUGUUAGAUUAUGGUUUUUUUUUUUGUGUACAGGUUACUGUUGGUGAAACAUAUUAUGGCAGGCUCUGUUUCCUUAA
Messenger RNA from Juglans regia (Persian walnut), 2056 nucleotides. RefSeq names its product probable serine/threonine-protein kinase PBL19. The record is from RefSeq and is a predicted model, not a curated record. NCBI's taxonomy places the organism in Eukaryota, Viridiplantae, Streptophyta, Magnoliopsida, Fagales, Juglandaceae. Gene Ontology annotation, biological process: protein phosphorylation. Gene Ontology annotation, molecular function: protein kinase activity; ATP binding. The transcript has 4 exons. The coding region runs from base 588 to 1871 and encodes 427 amino acids.